Molecule: messenger RNA, 978 nt
Organism: Marasmius oreades (fairy-ring Marasmius)
Lineage: Eukaryota; Fungi; Basidiomycota; Agaricomycetes; Agaricales; Marasmiaceae
Exons: 2
Coding region: 1-978 (325 amino acids)
Source: RefSeq, a predicted model, not a curated record
AUGCUGGCACCACCACCAUCCCCUCCCCCAGUUCGUCCAUCUGGCCUACCUGAACGGAAGAGGCAACUGCCCACCCCCUUCCGACACCACGACCCACUGCCUGAAGCAGUUCCUGCUACGACUGCUGCAGUUACGAUCUGUAACAAGUUUGGGUUAUAUUGCAAGUAUCAACAUCGACCAUCCUACAAUCCUGAUUCAUCCGUACCCUUCGAUGAUCUGGCAAACCAACACCCACAUAGUGAUGAGCAGGUUGAGCAACAGAAUGUUGAAGAGACGAACAAUUCAUCUCCACCUUGGCCCUUCAACUCAAUGGCUGUACAUCAGCUCAUGUCUUGGAUGAACACUGGGAGCUCAGCUAAGACGUAUGGGGAACUGGAUCGACUUGCCAAUAUAAUCUCGUCACCCGAUUUUGAUGCCAAUGAUUUGAUUGGCUUCAGUGCAAAGCGGGAGAGUCAGCGGUUAGAUACAGCGAAGAGUGAAGACUGUUCUGGGGCUUUUAUUAAUGGGUUCACCAAGACAAGUGUUGAUAUUGAGGUACCGUCAGGACAAAAAGGCGUGCCACUGCAGAAGUUCACCGUUCAGAACUUACUUUAUCGGGAUCUUCUUGACACUAUCAAGUUGGCGUUCUCUCAUCCACUUUCUCUUAAAUUCCACCUCUCUCCUUUCAAACUAUUUCAUGUCUCCGAUGAACAGGCGGAGCCGAUGCGAGUGUACAGCGAGCUUUACAACUCAGACUCAUUCAUUAAGGAACACGACAAAGUACAGCGAGCCGAUUUGCCAUCCGAGGAGACUGAGUGUAAGCGUGAAUGUGUAGUGGCGGCCAUGAUGUUUUGGUCGGAUGCUACACAACUUGCUAACUUCGGUGAUGCCAAACUGUGGCCCAUCUAUCUUUUUUUUGGCAACUUAUUGAAAUACAUCUCUGCCCAGCCACGGAGUGGUGCCUGUCACCAUAUUGCUUAUAUAUCUUCAGUAAGCUGA